AUGUAUCCCACCUUCUACCGCAAUCUUUGGAACCCCCGCCAUGGCAUUGCGUUCGCCCCGGCGAGGCAAGACGAGACGUCGUACCCGGUGGUCGACAUGCUACGUUCUCUACAUUCAACCGGACCACCCGCCAACCAGACCAAUGCAGCAGUGAGAUCGGACGAGGAAUUUUUCGAAUCAGACGAUGACGCACCUUUCUCUACGCCUCCGGAAUACCAAGGGACGUUGGACACAACGCCCAUCGCUCAACCAUCUACAUCAGUCGUGAACGGUGUCAUAAAGGAAAGCGAGAGUGCAGCCGUGAGCACCGACAUGGGGCCUGCAGGGCCUUCAGAGCCUCCGUGCACGAAUUUGGAAUUCAAGAUCUCUCUGAAGGAUUUCCGCGAAGCCCAGGGCGCCGCGAAGGAGUCUGCGAAGUCGUUCUGGUCAUACACACUCUACCGAGGUCCUCCUGAGGAUGGCGUCGAGAAGAAGGUCAAGGUCCACUACUGCAAAAGCAAGCACACGAUGGAGAGAGUGUGUCAGUACUUCGUGAACGAUAAGGUGCUCGGGGUUGAUCUCGAAUGGUUCCCAGAUGCCAGGAAGGAUUCGGGCCCGAAGAAGAAUGUCUCCCUGAUUCAGGUCGCCAACGAGAGCCGGAUAGCGCUCUUCCACAUCGCGUUAUUUCCCAACAAUGACUUUGAGGCGCCGACUUUUCGUAAGAUUAUGGAAAACGCCGACGUGAAGAAGGUCGGCGUGGCUAUCAAGGGGGAUUGUACGCGGAUGCGGACCCACCUGGGCGUCGACACGAAAGGCAUCUUCGAGCUCAGUCAUCUGUAUAAACUUGUCAAAUACUCGGCGAAUGGGCGGGUGGGCCUGAUCAACAAGAGGUUAGUGUCUCUCGCCUCACUGGUCCAAGAAAACCUAGGCCUGCCCAUGUUCAAGGGGUCUGACGUCCGGUCGAGCGACUGGUCACAGCCCCUCAACAUGAGCCAGAUCAUGUACUCCGCCUCAGAUGCGUAUGCCGGGUUCCAGUUGUACCACGUCCUUGAGGGGAAGCGUGAGAGCCUCGACCCUAUCCCGCCACGGCCGCACGAUGCCGAGCUGAAUCGACCCAUCCGGCUUGCGGAUGGACAAUUCAUCGCAGCGGCAGAUGACAACGCGGAGGCUAUUGAUUCCGAUGACCGCGGUACAACUACAGCCCUGUCAUACAAGCAUGUCGAGGCCAUCAAAGCGAGUCUCGAAAUAGAGCCUGAAGGCGGAGGACCGUCGAUUGCCGAAAGCAUCAGGUCCGCGUCAGCUGUUUCUCCCCAGAAACGCCAGAAAGACCCCAGAGUCGCUGCUGCCGACGAACAGCUGGCCAGGUACCGCACCACGAUCAAGACUCUACGCGCCACGCCGUCCGCCGUGCGGUCAUACUACAUCUGGAGGAACAAUGCGGAUCUCACACCCGAAGCCAUUGCAAAAGUCCUGCGUGACCCACCGCUGCAGACGAACACGGUGGUGAGCUACAUUCUGGAAGCGAUCAAGCUAGAGAAGCUGCCGUUCGACAAGAAGAGGCUGCGGAACGAGAUUCUACAUCUUCUGCCGAAGGAUGUUCUACAGGGAAGGUACAAAGCCUUGACGUUGGAGGCUCACAAGCCCGACACCGACACGUCGUCGGUGGCUUGA
This is a messenger RNA of Colletotrichum graminicola M1.001, 1650 nucleotides long. RefSeq names its product 3'-5' exonuclease. Gene Ontology annotation, cellular component: cytoplasm; nucleus. The record is from RefSeq and is a predicted model, not a curated record. Lineage: Eukaryota; Fungi; Ascomycota; Sordariomycetes; Glomerellales; Glomerellaceae. The transcript has 2 exons. Bases 1 to 1650 code for a protein of 549 amino acids. Gene Ontology annotation, molecular function: nucleic acid binding; 3'-5' exonuclease activity. Gene Ontology annotation, biological process: nucleobase-containing compound metabolic process.